Cucumis sativus (cucumber) is the source of this 2255-nucleotide messenger RNA. RefSeq lists its product as uncharacterized. Lineage: Eukaryota; Viridiplantae; Streptophyta; Magnoliopsida; Cucurbitales; Cucurbitaceae. Bases 989 to 2101 code for a protein of 370 amino acids. The record is from RefSeq and is a predicted model, not a curated record. The transcript has 5 exons.
AAAACAAAAGAGAAUUAGUAUCACCACACAAAACAAGAUUGAAAAUUCAGCAGCGUCGUCGUCCAGGCCUUGAGAAGAAACAGCACCAACAAAACAUUAAUGGCUCACAGCUUAGCCCUCUCUCUUUAUCCUCUCCUCCCAUGGAUUAUUCGAAAUGGAAACAGUAGCUUCUCUUCUACCCUCUCUUCUCUUCUGCCUUUUCCCAUAUAUUAAUAAUGCUAAUUACUAUUUUAUUUUCAUCUUCUCUUUCUUUCCUUUUUCUAUGUAUCUUUUUCAAAAGAAAAAAGAAUUAUUAUGUUCUCUGACUAAGUUUUUAUCACACCAAAAUUUCUGUUUCAGUUUUUUUUUUUUUUUAAUUUUAUGUUUGAUUUUCAUCUAGUUUUAGAAGUAUGUAUUGAUGAGUUUCAAACUUAGUUUUCAUUUUAAUUCUAAUACACUUAGAGACAAAGAUAAAGACCUCGUCUUGAAACCAUUCAUUUAUUUUUUAAAAUUUAAGAUUAUAAACGUUAUUUUUUUUUAAUUCUCUGGUAUUUCACUGAUUUUUAAAACUAAAACCACAUUUUGAAAAGAAAAAAAGAACAGUGAAAGGAUAAGGGGCACGUAUUGAGUGGAUGCAAUUUUGUUUUCUUUUAAAGUGAUACAUUUUUAUUGCUUAAAAUUCAAAAUUUUCUAUAAUAUUAACACAAUGUUAGAAAAACUUGGUUUUAUUUUUAUUCUUUUCACAUAUGUGCCCGUGUUUAUACAUUGAUGGAAGGAGGAGUAAACUUGUAGUUCAAGUUAAGCACUCACCGGCUCAACAGCUGAGUCAAGAUGAUGAGUAUUUUGCAUAGUUGCUUCCAAACAUUUUCCAUAUGUUUCUGCUACAUCAGUUAAUAAUUAUAUAUUUUUGAGAGAGACAUAAUCGAUCUUAAAAAUAAAAAUAGUGGGGGAGGAAUUGUUAGUCGGAGCGGCUUUGGGUGCUUUAUUGGGAGAGUUCCUGAAACGGGUUAUGAAUCUGAUGGAAAAAACCGUUCAUUUCACACCUGAGCUUCAAGUACUCAAAUCACAGAUUGAGUUUUUACAAAUAUUAAUGGAUCAGGUGAAUGAGCUUGGUGAGGAUUUCAAGCUUCUAUAUUCUGAUCAAGCCUUGAAGAUACUCAUACAUAAAGGUAAGCAACUUAUUAAAGAAUGCAAUGAUGCUGUCGUACGAAGUACUCUCUCCCGGUACCGCAAGAUCCCAUGUUACACAAAAAAAUUCCGAAGAUUGGAUGCUGAACUUAAAAGGGCGGAAAGCAAUUUGAGGUUUGAGUUAUGCGUACAACAAAUUAAGAAAUUACCAGCUCUCAAUGAUGGUCGCAAUGGUCGAAUUCGAGACCCAGCUAAAUUAAUUGUAACCAAAAUCCUCGAUAAAAUACUUUCGGGCGAGAGUGGGAGAAAUAAUAAUAAAUAUAAUAUCAAGCUGCCCUUGCUGUUUUAUCACGAUCAGAGACUCAAAGGGAAAGCAGGUGCAAAAUUUGUUGCUGCUUUUGUGGAAAGAGCUGUAGAACACAUGAAGGACGACCAAAAGGAAGGGAUUGCGGGAAGAUUUGAAGAGAUAAUAAAGAAGUUGGGGGAAGGUAGAUUUGAGAAGAUAUUUCAUCCCACAUUUGAAACAAGUAUUGUAGCAGGUGACGAAAAGCUUCAAAUAUCGUUUAUUUGUAAUUUGUCAACUACAAGAGAGAGAGGUGAAAAUGAAACAGUAGCAGCAUAUGGUGUUUUAUUUGUAUCUUCAGCAAAGGUUGCAUUCUGCAGUUUCAAACCUACUCUACGACUACUUUCCUCCGAUGUUAAUAUACAAUCCCUGAUCAAGGUAGUUAUACCAUUGGAGGUACUAAAAGACGUUGAGUAUGAUGGAGAUCAAAAAUGCAUACGAGUCAUCGCCGUUGAUGACCAGAAAUUUGAGUUUAUGAAUUUCCGAAACUACAAAGUCGCUAAAGAAGGCAUCCAACGCUUCCACUCGCACCCAUUUGCACUCGCUAGCUCUACAAACUCUCUUUGCCUUAAUUCUUGGGUUGACACUUCAAGAAAAAUUAUGACCAUCUUUAGCACUUCUGAAUUUCAAGAGAUUGACUUCAAAUCCUGAAAUUUCAAAACACUUAUUACUAGAUAUGUUUGUUUUUCUGUAUGUAUGUAUGAAUAAUUUUAACACAUAGGUGACUAUGUUUGAAUCUUGAAAUAACAUUACACUGUUUAUUGACAAUAAUGUUGGCAUCUUGGAAUUCCAAGAGAUUUAUAUA